Molecule: messenger RNA, 816 nt
Organism: Poeciliopsis prolifica (blackstripe livebearer)
Lineage: Eukaryota; Metazoa; Chordata; Actinopteri; Cyprinodontiformes; Poeciliidae
Gene: limd1b
Product: LIM domains containing 1b
Exons: 6
Coding region: 154-756 (200 amino acids)
Biological process (GO): regulation of DNA-templated transcription; cytoskeleton organization; response to hypoxia
Cellular component (GO): transcription regulator complex; nucleus; P-body
Molecular function (GO): transcription corepressor activity
Source: RefSeq, a predicted model, not a curated record
UGUCCGUUGCCACCCAGAGAGCUGCCACCGUCGGGGAGUCGGGGCGUCUGCAGCUUAUUGCCCUCCAAGAAGCAAUAGCAGUAAACCAGAGAUCAGCUUCCCUUACAGCUGUCUGUAAAUUUAGACUGUCAGAACGAGACAACUAGAGGAGCCAUGGAGCCCAGACUUUGCUUUGGAAGCUGCACUAGAUGUGGGGAAGCCGUGUUUUCUGCUGGAGGAGCCUGCAAGGCGAUGGGACAUUUAUUCCACAACACCUGCUUCACCUGCAGCGUCUGCAACAAACAGCUCAAAGGACAGCCGUUUUUCACCGUGUCAGGACACAUCUACUGCGAGGAUGAUUUCUUGUUCUCUGGAGUUCACCCAUCUGAAGAAACGUGUUACAGUUGCGGGAGUUCAAUCACAGAUUUGGCAAGGAUUUUCUUGUUUACCCGCAUGAGUUCACCUCUUUGUAAACCUUCAUGUUUAAAACAACUGAAGCUACACAUUCAGGUUCUGCAGGCUCGGGGGAAAUCGUACCACCCGACCUGUUUUCACUGCGUGGUCUGCAGACAGGAGCUGCAGGGUCAGGCCUUCGCUGUGGACUCAGACUGCAGGGUUUACUGUGUCACCGACUAUCACAGGGUCCAGUCUCCCCUCUGCGGUGCCUGCAGGAAGCCGAUACUGCCUACAGAGGGAUCUGCAGAGUCAAUUCGAGUGGCAUCAUGUAACAAAUACUAUCAUGUAGAGUGCUACAGCGGUGAGGUCAGCCUCAUUUAAUGGAGAUGAGUGUAUUAUUGUGAUGUUUUAUACAAUGUCUCAAUUAAAUAAAUAUUUUGC